UUUUCCCUCGAGAGAACAAUCAUGAUCAUAUUACUAUCGAUUAUUUUCAGUUUUACCCAGCUGACAACAUUGGCCCUCUACUGUACCCGUUGUGAAUCCCGAACCAAUUGGACCAAUUGCAUGCAACGUUCGGUGGUUCAAAUUUGCAACCACGCCACCGCAUCCGGUCAGAUGCAAAAUCUCCCUCACUAUUCGCCAGCGGUUAGCAACCGUCCUGGAUUGGGCUGCUUUAAUGUACUGCUAAUAGAUUUGAAGACAGACACGAGACGUCUCGCACAUGGUUGUACUAAUAAUGUAAACUUCUGCUCUGCCUGGAACGCCAGCUUUGUGUCCGUGAGACAGUGCUCGGUAUGUCCGGGAGGAGACCCGGAUGAGGUCUGCAAUCCGAAGCAGCCGUUGGAAGAUGACAUGUCAGCUGUUAUCAAAUUUGGCAAACUGACGGCAACCGAAGGCACCACGCUGGGUGGGCAAAGCGAAGAUUCAGCAUCGGGCGCAGUGCCGCAAGAAAAUUCAACGGAAAUAACCAUAUCACACCAAAGUUCUCCGAUGACAACGAAAGCCUCACAAACCUCAACAGAAGAAUUGGGAGCAUUAAUAAACACAAUCAAUUCCAAACCGACAGAACCGCUCGAUUCCGGACAUGGGAAUGCUAGCGACCCGGAAGAGCUUGAGGACCAGUCGACUAAGCAAUCGAACAAAGAGCAUAACAAAUCUUCGAAUGUUACUCCGGCGGUGCCGUUUAUCGUUGCCACCCUGAUAGGUGCCGCUUUUUGUCGAAGUUAAUGAUGACAAUUAAAAGCUUUUGUACACAAUACAUCGGAAUGCAUCUUUUUUUGACGUAGGACUACGUCUUUGAUUUCUAUACAGGGGGGUCACUCCACGAAAAAUUUAACGUUUAUUAAGAGUUUUUUAAUUUUUGUCGCCUGAGACAUCAACAGGUGAAAUAAUAAAACAA
Molecule: messenger RNA, 955 nt
Organism: Toxorhynchites rutilus septentrionalis
Lineage: Eukaryota; Metazoa; Arthropoda; Insecta; Diptera; Culicidae
Exons: 2
Coding region: 22-783 (253 amino acids)
Source: RefSeq, a predicted model, not a curated record